This is a messenger RNA of Racocetra fulgida, 525 nucleotides long. The record is from the annotation of a GenBank genome assembly. Lineage: Eukaryota; Fungi; Glomeromycota; Glomeromycetes; Diversisporales; Gigasporaceae.
AUGGCAAUUAAAAAAGAUAUUCAAGAAUUAGAAUCUUCUAUGAUUAUUAAAGCAAAAAAAAGGCACGAAAAAUUUGUUGGACAUUCGAAUUCGCCCGAUGAAACAACGGUUCAUCCACCACUUCAUGGAGAGGAUUUAACUGAUAAUGUGCCAAACAUAUCGAAAAUUGCAUCGAAUGAACAAUUGGAACAUUUACAGCAACAAAAAGCAUCAACAUACUUCAAAAUGUCAUACAAAGUUGACAAGGGUCUUCGUACUUUACCUUUUGCAGCAAAUUUACCUGCUGUUAAUAACCCACAAUUCGUUGCAAGAUACACAUCUAUUUCAUCGUUAGCAAAAGGUGAUUGGCCUACACCACCUAGAAAAGAACCGUGCAGAUAUAUUAGCAAUGUCAAAGGUGCGUAUCUCAAACUGAGAUUAGGCCAUCCAGAAGAAUUAAGUGCUCGUAAAACUGGUAAGCACUUUUAUUUAACAUAUAAUUCAAUUGAAAUGUUAAUUCAGAGCAAAAACUGUGAUAAUGAGUAA